AUGGGUAACAUUUUUUCUUUAAAGUCUCUUAUCGUAGCUAAAACAGAACAAAAAAAUUCUUGUGACAACAAAACAAUCGAUUUCGACGGGAAAAAGUUUCAUCAGUUUGUGAGCGAAUCUUGUACUGAACUUAGAUUUAAAAAUAACUCCAAGGAGAGACAAAUAGAACAAGGUGUACAUGUGACGUUUAUACAACCAGUACCUGAAUUCACUAUAGAAACUUAUAUGAAACAUAUUACUACAAAAUCUCAAGUUAAAGUAUUUAUUAAUGUAUGUUACAGUGAUGAUAUUGAUAAAAUUACUUGUACAUUUGAUGGCGACAAUGACUAUUGGUCUAUUUUUCACACUGAUUUUGUACUUCCGACCAAAGUCAAAGAUCAUUUCAAACAUUUUGUUAGAGAUGUAGCUCUUAAAUCUAUCGAAGAUAAUUUUAAUGUAUUUUUAGAUAGGAGUAAUCUAAAAUACUCGAAAAAAUGUUUUAAUUUUAUCAUGAAACCAAUAGAAACUAGAUUAAAACUUCACCACUUGAAAAGUGUUCAAAAGCCCCUUGUUAGCUCUGCUACUUCAACUCGCCAAGAUAAUUUUACACAAACAGUCGACUUAAAUGAUUUUAAAGAAAAGUCAGUGAUUAAUACGCCAGUAUUUGAAAUGAAUUAUUGUUUAGGUGCCAAUAUUCAAACUAUGAAUAGGGAAAUAUUUAGUAAUAUAUCUUAUUCAAAUCCAGAUGAAAUCAUUAUUGAAAUUGUUUUGCCAUUAUUGGAAAAUUCAGAAAAUAUUGAUCUAAAAAUUUUAAAUAAUGUUCUUAAACUAGUAUCCAAAAAUCCAGCAUGUUAUAAGUUAAAUAUUGACUUGCCUUAUACUGUUUCAGUGGAAAAAUGUAACGGAUUAUUUGAUACUGAUACGAAAAAGCUUGUCAUACGACUACCUGUCUUAAGUAAUCAGUCAUUAAAAAAUGACGAUGGCACAAAUGCUAUAGUUACCAAUUGGAGUGAAAAAUCAAAAAUAGAAAGCACUAAGAAAAAUAACAAUAUCGAAAAUUCUAAAAAAUCUGAAAGUGAAAUUAACAGAAAUGAAUCAUUAUUGAAAUACAUUGAAAAACAAAAUAAAGACUCUGGUGAUAAAAUUGUGAUAAACUACAAAGAAAAUAAUCUUUUGGGCAUUAAUAUUGGUUCUAGUGAAAUUGUUAUUGAAAGUUCUGAAAGUGACACAAGACUGACAAAAAGUUAUUUAGAAAAUGAACCUACUAAAAAUUCAGAUACCAAAACUAAGACACCAUAUAAUUUUUCUACUGUAUCUAAUUCAGCCACUAAACAAGGAAUUCUUAAAAAAAAUGCAAAUUAUAAUGAUAAUUUAGCAAAAAAUAUAGCCAAUAUUAGAUUAAUGGGUACAUAUCAAGAGAAGUCUGUACGAUUUCAUAAAAAUAUUGAAGUGAAACACUUUAAGUAUGUUUUAAUUUGA
Daktulosphaira vitifoliae (grape phylloxera) is the source of this 1458-nucleotide messenger RNA. RefSeq names its product protein kintoun-like. Gene Ontology annotation, cellular component: cytoplasm. NCBI's taxonomy places the organism in Eukaryota, Metazoa, Arthropoda, Insecta, Hemiptera, Phylloxeridae. The transcript has 3 exons. The record is from RefSeq and is a predicted model, not a curated record. Bases 1 to 1458 code for a protein of 485 amino acids.